AUGACACCUUUUCUCUUUGCAAUUGCAAGCAAGGCCCGUGGCGGCGAACACAGUCACCACAGGGUCACCCGUGGUCCUCAGCAGAAACCGCUCGUCGAGGGAGGUGGCGAGUCUAUUCAGGGACAAGAGCCCGGAUACUCGGGAGCAGAUGCAUGGCCGAGCGUCGAGGGUUCCAUUGAUACUCGGAACGCUGGAAGAGAGAAGCAGCGGGAAUUGGAGGCUGCCAAGUCAGGACCUCCGUCGUACCUUCCUGGUUCCGUUUCGUUUGCUGCGAUGCGCGCACCCCUAAAAGCCGGCCAGAGGAGGCACGACGGUGAGGUGAAUGAGAUUCCGCUGCAGUGGUGUGGGCCUGGCUGUCGCCAAACACCCGUCGACCUCGAGCCGCUGGUGUACCCUUAG
Molecule: messenger RNA, 399 nt
Organism: Lasiosphaeria miniovina
Lineage: Eukaryota; Fungi; Ascomycota; Sordariomycetes; Sordariales; Lasiosphaeriaceae
Exons: 3
Coding region: 1-399 (132 amino acids)
Source: RefSeq, a predicted model, not a curated record